GUUAUUUCAUAGUUUUGAUGUCUUCACUAUUAUUCUAAUAUGUAGAAAAUAGUAAAAAUAAAGAAAAACCCUUGAAUGAGUAGGUGUUCUUAAACUUUUUACCCGUAGUGUAUGUACUAGAUGAGGACAUGACACAGUCAUAACAUUAGCAAUGUAAAACACCUUUAUAUGUCUUAUGAAGAUGGUAUAAGUCACUUAAAAGGUUUUCCUUAUUUAGUACCCUUAUGUUAUUGACUUACUUUGUCUCUUCAGGGCUUACAUCUCUUACUGAGGCGGUCUAGCCUGGAUGGAGGGGUGAGCCGACACACAGUCCUACCUCUCCCCUCCCUCCAGCUCUCUCUGUCCCUUCUCUCUGCAGUGUGUCCGGCAUAGCCGCAGUGGCGGUGCCGAACAGAGCUUGUGAUUUUAAUGCCAUAGUGACUGGUGUCAGUGACAAGCCCCUUUCUGUCCCAGUGGUGAAAUACAGCACACUCCACCUCGGGACAAGGUGUGCCACUCAUAUUCACAGAGAUUUCAGGAUGAAGAAACACACACAGAGAAAGCUAACGUUGUGUGAAAGGGGGUUUAGAUAGUCUAUUAGCUCAGUCCUGUGAGAAGCUGAGCAGCAGUGGUUUACGCCAGCGUGUUGAUGGCGGUAGGGGAGAUGGACAUUUACAGAUGUGUUUUGUCUGUGUGCCAUAUGUUGUACAUGUAAGAGGGAAAAGAGUGUGUUUAUGAGAACAUUUCUAUGAGUUUUGGGGUUAUUUGAAGAAUACUUGAGACACACAACUCUUUGUAGUGGAGUUACUUAGGAAGGUAUUAUUUCCUGGCACCUUGACAUCACCUUUCCUGAAGUUAGUGGUCAAUCCUGGUUGGGUUGCCACCGAAAGGGUAGGAAGCAUGAGUUUUUACUCACCAAUGUAACAACACAGUGUGUUCAAAGACUUAGUAACUCUUAGGUAACCAGAUCAUGUUUUGGGGUUAUUACAUAUUUAUUAUUUCUAGAUAACUUCUAAACUAUCCACAAUGCACUAUUUCUCGCAAUGCACUAUUUCUCAAAUGGAGGAUCUACUCUGCUACCGAGUUUGUAUGCUAGCUCGAGCUGGCUAAUGUUGACUACACAUCAUGCUUCUCACAGACUUUGUGGCUGUGUUAUCUAGUGGGAACCUGUUAGCACGGCAGGCUCUGGUGCUUGCCAUGGGCUCAAAACGAAAGAGAAUAUCAUACCUACUUGCUUUAAUUGUGUAGUACCUCAUCUGUUCUCCUUUUUGUUUUGUCAACUUUUGCCAUGUUCGCUGUGAAAUAGGCUACGGGAGUUUUGUAACUUUUUCCACCUUGGCUUAGUGCUAGCACGCUAGUUGACAGACAUCUAGAAUCUAUCUAUUUUGGAUUUCUGCUGGGUGAAGCACUCGCCUCCCCCUCGCUUUGGUAGCUAACUCCGCCUGCACUCUUUUCAAAGUUUUAUAAUUGGAUGGGCCCCAACCAUCAAUCUAGGUGUCCCCGGUGCUGGCCGGGUUCCUGGGCGCCGGGGUCCUGGUGGUCUCGGUCACGGUGGCAGUCUUCCUCUGGACCUGCUGCCAGCGUCGCUACCGUCAGAUGAUAGGCAGCUACAAGCUCCAAUCGGGACCCUGCGACCCGGCCGUGGACCCACCCUACAAGUUUAUCCACAUGCUCAAGGGAAUCAGCAUCUACCCGGAGACACUCAGUAACAAGAAGAUCGUCCGCGUGGGCCGACGCCCGGGCUCCUCGCGAAAUGGCGGCGGAUCCGGCGUCGAGUGGGGUCGUAAUGGCGAGCGAGGAAGAGGGGGAGGAAGGGUGAUGCUGGUGGACGCUGACCCAGAAACGGGCCUGCUCAACGGCUCCACCCACCUGCAGAUGAGCCACCUGCUGCCUCCUGCUGAACAGCCCAGGCUAGAGCGGGCGCUGCCCAUCCGAGCCGACUACUGCUGCCUGGAGAGCAGCUCCGGAGGUAACAGCAGUAGCAGUAGCUGUGAUGCCAGCAAGACAGCCUCGCCCUUUACCCCGUGCCAGGGGGAGGGCACCACCACGCCGCACGCUGCCCUAGGCACCCUCAGCCUGUCCGUGGACUACAACUUCCCCAAGAAGGCGCUGGUGGUGACCAUUGUUGGCGCCCAGGGUCUGCCGGCCGUGGACGAGCAGGCGGGUAGCUCGGACCCCUACGUGAAGAUGACCAUACUGCCAGAAAAGAAGCAUCGGGUCAAGACCCGCGUCCUGAGGAAGACCCUGGAGCCAGUGUUUGACGAGACGUUUACGUUCUACGGCGUGGCCUACAGCACACUGCCCGACCUCACACUGCACUUCCUGGUGCUCAGCUUUGACCGCUUCGCCCGUGAUGAUGUUAUCGGGGAGGCGGCAGUGCCUCUGGCUGGGGUGGACCCCAGCACGGGACGAGUUCACAUCACCCAACAGAUCAGCAAGAGACACAUCCAGUGUGUGAGCCGUGGGGAGCUGCUGGUGUCUUUGUCCUACCAGCCUGUCACUCACAGGCUCAAUGUGGUGGUGCUGAAGGCCAAACACCUGCCCAGGAUGGACAUCACUGGCCUGUCAGGCAACCCAUACGUGAAGGUGAACGUGUUCUACAGCCACAAGCGCAUCGCCAAGAAGAAGACGCACGUGAAAAAGUGCACACUCAACCCCGUUUUCAACGAGUCAUUCAUCUACGACGUGCCCGCCGAGCUACUGGCCGACGUCUCCGUGGAGUUCCUGGUGGUCGACUUCGACCGUACCACCAAGAACGAGGUGGUGGGCCGCCUGGUGCUGGGUGGCCAGAGCCUCAUGCCCACUGGGGUCACCCACUGGAGAGAGGUCUGCGACAACCCCCGCCGGCAGAUUGCCAAGUGGCACACCCUGUGCGAGUAUUAGGACAGCUCAGAAAAAUCUCCCCAAAUUUUCAAAAAUCGUGCAAUUUCUCGGAGUGGGUAUUCUGUCGAAAAACCACCACUACUAUUUCAAUCCUAUUCUCUUAGAAAAAUAAAUAAAAGAAUGAAAUAGAACCCUUCCCGUCUGAAAUAAAGAGACCCAACUAGACCACCGUAACCCCACCCAGCAUGGACUUGUAAGGUAGGACCACUCUCUUCUAUGAAAAAUGACCGCAACCGUUGAGACGACCACCGGGGCCGAGAAAGAUCUGACCAGACUUACAGGAAUCACUGACGACAAAAGACUUGAUUGAGGAUUUCAAAAUCUAUAUCUGAAUAUAUAAAGACAUAUUCAAAUGUACACACAAAUAUAUAGCCUACACAUUCAAGACUGUUAGUGAUAUCUAUGUGGUCCUACCAGUUGGGUGUGGGUGUGAAGGGAAUGUGGUUAAUCCAAUCAGAGUUCACAUCAGAGUGCGUCACAACCACCCACGCUCGUUCUCCAGCCCCUGUCACCCAUAUGUAUAAACAUUCAAUUACUUGCUUGCUUGAACAAGUUAAAUAUAAAACACACCUGGGAAGGAAUGUGGCCACAGAAUACAGUAUGCAAGACUUUCUCUUAACCUAGUGUACCAAUUCCCUUUAAACCAGGAAGUAUCUCCUGGUACUGCACAAAAAUGGGAGGGUUUAUGUUAAUUAGACCGUGUGGUUAAUUUAUUUUGAGAUGGGGCUGUUUUUUAAAGUAGGGCUGUUUUUUUUUUUUUUUUUACAGGAGUGGUAAUAUUAGUGUGGUCAAUUUAUGGGGCAGGAUAGAUUACUAUAUUACAAUAUUCACGGGAUAAUACUGACAUCGCUAAGUGUUUUUAAGUUAUGGGCAGGUGAGGCUAUAGGGAUGUCUUGAUCUUAUCUACCACCACGUUUAUGUUUCUUAAUUUCAAUGUGGACCAUAUAUGUUUCAUCAGUAAGGUCACAUGUAGCAACAAAACCCAUGAAACCCAGUAGUCAAACUGCGUGAGUCAGAGCUUUUUCAUGCACAGUGUAAAAUGGGCUCGAGUUCAAGCCACCUUUCUUAUCCUACUUUAGCGAGGCAGAGACAAAAUGGGGAAUUUCAUUUUAUGGGGCAGAUUCAUACCAACGCUGGCAUAAUCGGACAAUAUUCACCUGCAGUUCACGUACAUGUUGGAAAACCUGUGUUCAGUAUAUAACAAUGUGUCUAUGAUAAGUCAAUCAAUCAACCAAAUGUAUUUGUAAAGCCCUUCUUACAUCAGCUGAUGUCACAAAGUGCUGUACAGAAACCCAGCCUGGUGUAGAAGCAGGACAAGUGCAUUGUGGAGCUAAUCAAAACAGUUCAAUCUAAAUUGAGGGGAUGGAAAAUCACUCUGCUACAAAUCUCUGUUAUAUUCCUUCACUGAACCCUCCCUCAGUAGCACACAACCUCAGUGGAUUGGGUCUACCCCGUUAAAUGGAUGAUUUCUGGUUUUACUUUGUGACUCCUGUUGCUCUCCCUGUCAUUUCAUUGGUGCAUUUAUUUUUUAGACCUGACGUGAUUGGUCAAGGCGAGGCUGUAGCCAUGAAGCACGGGAAGCUAUAAUUGUACGGAUCUCAAUGUACUGAAAGCUGUUAUAGUACAUCCGUUGUCAUGGUGACCACAUGAGCAGAAGGCCAUGAAAUGAUCUGUAACUUUGUGUCUGUCUAUCACCAAUUUUACCAGAGAGAGCGUUGUAGUUCAUAUGCUGUUCCACAGUGGCCAUUUGGCCCUGUAUACACUUGCAUGUCAGUGCUUUUCUCCUGUUAAUUUAUUAGAAUAAGUAAUUGAGUAGAAUGGAGUAUAAUUUAUAGUCAUGCUAUUGGUAAUGGCUCAAUCGAUCCCUGUUUGAACUCACCAUCUUUUUGAAAUAUAUUUUGUGUGGGGUGAGUUUGUGUAAGAAUGCAAAUGUUCAUCUCCUGCGAUGUCUCAUCCACUGAAUUCAACGUGUCAGCUCUGGUUCUGCUGCCCUCCCUUCUCCCCGAGCUCUUGCUCUCUGUUUAUCACCGCUGUUGCUCCACAGCACGGCCCCCAUUCUGUCAGAGGAUUUUUGAACUAUGAUAGUCAAUAGCGAUCAAAUGAAGUCAAGCUGUCACUGCACACUGUCUCUUUGCUGUGUGUAUACACUGUAUCUCACUGUAGGUGUACACUGCUAACCACUUGGCUUGAAUGUUGCAUAUCCCUACACUCACACACAGGUAAACAUUGUACACAAUCAGCUUCACCGGCCUCUGAGGUAUUCAAACUUAUUAACUAGCCGCAACUUAUUAACUAGCCGCAAUGCUAGCUUGAGUUUGAGCUAACUUGAGCUAGCAAAUAAAUGACCAUAAAUGUCUGUUAUUACAUGUUAUUUGCGUGGUGUUGUCACUCAACAAGCUUCUUUGGUUAAUGCUUGGCAUAUCACAGUUUUAUGUAGAUACCAUCGAUAGCGGUUUUGGCACUCGUAAGUGUUUAAGCGGGCAGUUGUGUAAUUUCCUAUGAAAGUCGUCACAUUCCACAUGGAACUGAGAGUAGGCAGUAUGCACAUCUGGGCUGCACACUGAACAUUUUGUAUAUCUGCACUUUGAAAAGCCCAAAGCAACCUUUUUUGUUUUUAUCGCUGGUUGAUUUGAUCCAACUUUUUUUUUGCCACAGAACCUGAUUAUUAUUUUUUUGCCUCUCUUUUGAUACUUUUGAAAACAAAUAUCUAUAUGUAGUUAUUGUAACAUAAGAGGCUAAUAUCCUGGGCAGUUCAAGUCCUUUGUCCUAUAGUUUUCCCUCACAGCCAUGAGAUAGGAGAAAUUUGUUCGAUACAUGCACAGUAUCUUCAGUUUCCAUCGAAACUAUACAUCAAGGCAAUUUGUUGAAACAAAAUGUAAUUGUCAUUAAGAAGCACUGUGUCUCGGAACCCAUUUCAGGCUUUUGGUUUCAUAAUGUUUGAAUAAUUUGCACAGCACUUUAAAAAAAAAAAUCGCAACAGCCGCACAGGUUUUGAUAAGAGACAUUUUUCAAACGGUAGUCUUUCCAAUUCAGAGGAAGGUCCUCUGACUAUCCUUUUGUCUUUGUCUCUGUAGGAGGCUUCCAGUCUGGGGCAUGAUUUAAUUAUAUGGAUAUAAGAGCCGUUGGAGUGAGGUAAAAUUGCAUUAGCCCUAACACCAUAACCUCACUUAGUCUUGGCUUGGGCAAAGAUGUGCUGGGCAGUAGCCUGGAAAUGUGUUUGUAUUUACCAUAUGGGGCCCUGAAGGUAGGCUACAAUGCCCAAGUUUGUAGUGUGAGCACAGGCUAAAGCAUGUCCCAGUCUCACCACUGAAAAGCCAAUGGGUUGUAGUCCACCGUUUGGUCAACUUUGCCCAGGAGGUUCUAACAUGGUGGCUGAGGAAUAGUGUGAUGUUAUCUUUAUUCAUUGCUCUGUCAUUGCUGGAGAGUUAAACGGUACAUGUGUGUUGGAGUGUUGGAGGGCCAGUAGGAGGCACUCUUUCCUCUGGUCUAAAAAAAAAUAUCCCAAUGCCCCAGGGCAGUGAUUGGGGACACUGCCCUGUGUAGGGUGCCGUCUUUCGGAUGGGACGUUAAACGGGUGUCCUGACUCUCUGAGGUCAUUAAAGAUCCCAUGGCACUUAUCGUAAGAGUAGGGGUGUUAACCCCGGUGUCCUGGCUAAAUUCCCAAUCUGGCCCUCAAACCAUCAUGGUCACCUAAUAAUCCCCAGUUUACAAUUGGCGCAUUCAUCCCCCUCCUCUCCCCUGUAACUAUUCCCCAGGUCGUUGCUGCAAAUGAGAACGUGUUCUCAGUCAACUUACCUGGUAAAAUAAAAAAUAAAAUAAAACAUCUAGAAAGGAGUAGUGUUCAGGCUCCUAACUGUAGCCGCGCUAGUAAGGGUUGCGUUCAAUAUUUAAAAAGUGUUAAAGUGGAGCAUUUUUGGAGGUGAAAGGAGAAUGAUGACAGCAUCUUAGCAUUGUUGUCUGUGGAAAAGGAUGGCUGUCAAUAUGUCUUUUGAUAAGGACACAAGUGUUUUUUUUUUGUCUCACGUGUCUGUGCAUGACAUAUAAUUACUGCGAGAGAUGAGAUGUCUUUGGCUAGCAACAUUGUGAUUUCUGUUCAUGACAGGAAGGUUUAGUAGAGAUCAAAUCAAGAUGUAUCAAUUGCUAUCUAACAUAUUUUAGAAAACAAACCGUGUACAUUCUCCCGUUUCUGUAUCUUUGACCGAUUUUUCUAGUUUCCUAUUUUUAUGUUCUCACUGUUUCUUUCUGACUUUACUUUGAGAUUCUGGGUUUGUGUAUAUUACAGGUGCCUGUGAUUGAUAUUCAACAGUUUCUUCUUCCUAUGAGCAUUUCCUUUUGUAAAUAGCACAGAAAGCACUCUGCGAAGAUCAGCAACGAUGUCCCAUAUCACUGAAUAAUCCAAACCAAAAUUAGAUGCUCUGUCUUUGUUACCCUCUGUUUUGCUGGCCUCCCCUAAAUCCAUAGCUUAAUUAAAGCCUCUUUUUGUAGAUAUCAAAAUGUAAAUACAGUAUAACCUUGUGUAAAUGACAGUUUGUUCCCAAACACUAUCAGGCAGAUGCACUGCCGCCUGUCGUUAGCGUAUGUGAUUGUUCCCCCAGGAAUGGCAAAGGGCUCUCCCCUCGCUGUGAAUGUGUUCAACGGUUUGGGUGCCUUCCCUCUUCCUAUCCCUUGGCCCUGACUGAAUCCCUCUCUCUAGUCCACUCUCCUUUUCCUCCCAUGACAACCCGUCCCACUCUUUCGCUGUUGUGUGUUGUACAGACAAAUCUGAGGUGUGAAUAAAAAGAGACAAAGAAAUCAAUGGGUUGUGAGUAUCCCAUUGGCUGUCAAUGAUUCACCGCCUCAGUCAUAAUUGAAAGUCAGAGUUGUACGUUGUGUGUGGGGGAAAUGCAAAACAAGACCAGUACUCUGAAAUGUGUUUAAACUGCAUAAUGCUAUGAAGUCUAUGCUAAAUAUAUUACACUAAUGCUGACUUGUUGAAUUUGUUAACACAAUGAACGUGCAAAUAAAUAAACUGAUAUACUA
This is a messenger RNA of Salvelinus fontinalis (brook trout), 7881 nucleotides long. RefSeq names its product synaptotagmin XIa (gene syt11a). Gene Ontology annotation, biological process: cellular response to calcium ion; calcium-ion regulated exocytosis; vesicle fusion. The coding region runs from base 1576 to 2862 and encodes 428 amino acids. The transcript has 5 exons. The record is from RefSeq and is a predicted model, not a curated record. Lineage: Eukaryota; Metazoa; Chordata; Actinopteri; Salmoniformes; Salmonidae. Gene Ontology annotation, cellular component: synapse; axon; membrane. Gene Ontology annotation, molecular function: clathrin binding; calcium ion binding; calcium-dependent phospholipid binding.